This is a messenger RNA of Cornus florida, 1449 nucleotides long. Its product is annotated as protein TIC 22-like, chloroplastic. Gene Ontology annotation, cellular component: chloroplast. The record is from RefSeq and is a predicted model, not a curated record. The transcript is spliced from 8 exons. Bases 81 to 1067 code for a protein of 328 amino acids. NCBI's taxonomy places the organism in Eukaryota, Viridiplantae, Streptophyta, Magnoliopsida, Cornales, Cornaceae. Gene Ontology annotation, biological process: protein transport.
UCAAAGAUACCCCCAACAAAGUCACACUCUCUCUCAUCACUCUCCAAACCCCCCUAAACCCCUAUUUUCCCGAGAAAAUUAUGAAUUUCCUGAAGUCCAAACAGCGUGAAUCAUCUUCACCACAACCCAAAUUCCCCCAAUUCAACCUUCAACAAGCCAUAACAGACUUCCAAAACCACUGCUAUAGUUCUCUCCAAAACCACCACCACCACCACCACACACUCUUCAACAUCCCUCUCUUCAGCCCCAAAUCCAAUCCCUAUUCUCUCAAAACCCAUCUCGAAUCCACCCUCUCAAAUCUCCAACACCACGCAAAACAAGCAAUCGAAUCAGGGUUUUCGAGCUUCCGGGUCAGCUUCGGGUCUGGUUCUUCUGGCAGAAACCCAGUAUGGGGUCGUAUUGCUGAAAGAAAUGGGGCUGGACCUGCCUGUGGAGGUGCCUUGUCAACGGAGGCUAUUGAAGAGCGGUUGGCCGGCGUGCCCGUGUACGCUCUCAGCAAUUCUUCGCAGGAAUUCGUAUUAAUUUCGGGAGUAAACACUGGGAAAUCUCUCGGGUUGUUCUGUUUCAAGGAAGAGGAUGCUGAGGCACUUCUUGAACAGAUGAAAUCCAUGGACCCCGGAAUGCGCCAAGGCUCAAAAGUGGUUGCUGUAGCUCUGAACAAGGUUUUCCAGCUUAAACUUGAUGGGGUGGCUUUUAGGUUGAUACCAGAGACGUCCCAAAUCAAGAAUGCUCUUAGGGAAAGGCAAAAGGCUGGUCUUUCUGAUGAGAGCUUCUUUGGAGUCCCAGUUUUCCAGUCAAGGAGCUUGAUAUUGAGGAGCCAAAACAAGAGAUAUCGUCCAGUUUUUUUCAGGAAGGAGGACCUUGAAAAUUCGCUUUUAAGAGCUUCCCGCCAGCAGAAACAAUUGAAUCCUGUCUUUAGAGAGGGAGAUAUACAGGUUGCUGUUCUUGAGGAUAUAAUACAAGGAAUGAAGGUGAGAAAUUUAAAUGAUAAUACUACAUCAAAGUGGCACGAUGUUGUUUUUGUCCCUCCUGGUUUUGAUGUUUCAACGGAUACCACUCAGCAAUAGGCAACUCAAAUCGUUUGGUGAAGUAGGGUUGGAUGACGUGAAGUGCUUGCCAGAAGGAUGAGAUGUACAGCUUGCAACUGGGGUAGCUACUAUCUCAAGCGAUAUGAACAUAUGAAAUGUGCUUUUCUUUUUCCCUUUCAUGAUGCAAGAGUUGUUUGUAGAUAAUAUUUCCUUUUCUGGAUCUGGUUGAACUCAUUUGAUUUUGCCUUUUUAGGGUGAGAAUUAUGGUUUCAUGAUGUAGUUUUGCUAUUGGGAUCUGAAUUCAGUUGAAUGAAAACUAUAGGCUAAAAAAGAAACUAAUAGUAACCAUGUGAACUCCUCUCCUCUUAUGAACUCAGUCAUCUAGUCUCAACUACAGAACAACAGCUAUUCUUCAAUUUUU